Molecule: messenger RNA, 3808 nt
Organism: Gambusia affinis (western mosquitofish)
Lineage: Eukaryota; Metazoa; Chordata; Actinopteri; Cyprinodontiformes; Poeciliidae
Product: inactive phospholipase C-like protein 2
Exons: 8
Coding region: 479-3808 (1109 amino acids)
Biological process (GO): intracellular signal transduction; lipid metabolic process
Molecular function (GO): phosphatidylinositol-4,5-bisphosphate phospholipase C activity
Source: RefSeq, a predicted model, not a curated record
ACAUAUACAACUUUGUUCCCUGGAAACGACUCAUUCAGUGACUGACGAUUACAGAUUUAACGGCGCUCUUUAUCUCUUUUAAAACUGAGCCGAACCGGUGCUGACCGCAGUAAGUCGCCGACGGAGCCAGGUUAGUAUUAUUUAGUUCGUCAACCAAUAGAAGAAGCUGCCGGUUGGACUUCAGGCAAACUAACUUCCCUGAGCUAGCGAGCUGCUGGAGCAACAACUUCAGCUGAAACACGGGCUGUGACUAUGGAGAGACCAAGCAGCUCUAAAGACGGAGCUCAGUGCACGGAGGAAGCCUCUCAUUCCGUAGGAACCUGGCGGAUAUGAGCACCGAGAGAUGAGACGGCACAUGUCACACCGAGGCAAUAAUUACAAUAACAGUAGUAAUAAUAAUAAAAGACUGGGAGGGAUAUCAGAGUGAAGCCGAAACCUUUGUUUUUGAGUGCUGUGAGAGUGUGAGAUCGAAGUGCCUAUGGCGGAGUUAGGGGAGGACGGAAGGCUCCCUCCGGUUCAUUUCGGCCACACGGCCGUGCCCAGCGACGAGGAUGCGGGGAAGACGCAUUGCGAAGUGUCGGUUCUGAAUGGAGACUGUGGGAUUUCGGAGAAUAUGAUGUGCUCAGGUUCCCCGGUCACACCUGGCAGCCAAGCCGAAGUAGAAACUGCCAACACCUCUGUGGGGCCGGAUGCCAAAUCUGACAUACCUCGCCGGAGCAGCAUUAUUAAGGAUGGAAGACAACGAAAAGAAAGAAAGAAGACUGUCUCAUUCAGCAGCAUGCCCACUGAAAAGAAGAUCAGCAGAGUCAGCGACUGCAUCAAUGCCAUGGUGGAUGGCUCGGAGCUGAAAAAAGUGCGAUCUAAUUCACGUGUUUACCAUCGCUACUUUCUUCUUGACGCCGACAUGCAAUCAUUGAGGUGGGAGCCAACAAAGAAGGAGUCUGAAAAGGCAAAAAUAGACGUGAAGUCCAUCAAGGAGGUCCGGACAGGCAAGAAUACAGACACUUUUAGAACUAAUGGUACCUAUGACCAGAUAUCAGAGGAUUGUGCUUUUUCAAUCAUCUUUGGGGAGAAUUACGAGUCCCUGGACUUGGUGGCGAACACAGCAGAUGUGGCCAACAUAUGGGUGACUGGUCUGAGGUACCUGAUCUCUUAUGGGAAGCAUACCUUGAAUAUGAUCGAGAGCAGCCAGAACAACUUGCGCUCAGCUUGGUUAAGCGACCUCUUUGAUGAAGACGACGUUAACCACAACAAACAGAUAGCAAUAUGUGCUGCUGUGCAACUAAUAAAAAAACUAAACCCGGGACUUAAAAAUUUGAAAAUAGAACUAAAGUUCAAGGAGCUCCACAAAGCUCAAGAUAAAAGUGAGUCUGAUGUGACAAAAGAGGAGUUUGCUGAAGUCUUUCAUGACCUUUGCACAAGACCAGAGAUUUAUUUUCUUUUUGUUCAGUUUUCCAGUAAUAAGGAGUUUCUUGAUACUAAGGACUUAAUGAUAUUUCUGGAGGCAGAGCAGGGAAUGGCUCAGGUCAGUGAAGACACCAGCUUAAAUGUCAUUCACAAGUAUGAACCAUCCAAAGAGGGCCGGUUAAAGGGAUGGCUCUCUCUUGAUGGGUUCUCUAACUAUCUUAUGUCUGCAGAGUGCCACAUUUUUGACCCUGAGCACAAAUCUGUUUGCCAAGACAUGAACCAGCCUUUGUCCCACUACUACAUCAAUGCAUCCCACAACACGUAUCUGAUAGAGGAUCAAUUCAGAGGUCCUUCAGAUGUGACGGGGUACAUCCGUGCUCUGAAGAUGGGUUGUCGUUGUGUGGAGCUGGACGUGUGGGACGGGUCCGAUAACGAGCCCGUUAUCUAUACUGGUCACACAAUGACUUCGCAGAUUGUUUUCCGCAGCGUCAUAGAUGUCAUCAAUAAAUAUGCCUUUGUUGCCUCUGAGUUUCCUCUGAUUCUGUGUUUGGAAAACCAUUGUUCUGUAAAGCAGCAGAAAGUCAUGUUUCAGCAUCUGAAGAAGAUCCUUGGAGACAGAAUCCACGUAGAUUCUCCAAAACUCGAGGACUGUUACCUCCCAUCUCCAUCUGAGCUGAAGGGAAAGAUCCUGCUGAAGGGUAAGAAGUUAGAUACAAACUGUACUGCUUCAGAAGGAGAAGUGACGGACGAGGACGAGGGGGCAGAGAUGUCUCAGAGGAUGAGCAUCGAGUCCACAGAGCAGCAGACUAAUGCACCCAAAAAGAUCCCGCUGCUUAAGGACCUCUCUGAUCUGGUGACGCUGUGUAAAUCUGUGGAGUUCAAAGACUUUCCAACAUCUUUCCAGAAGCAGAAACCCUGGGAGCUCUGCUCUUUCAAUGAGGUGUUUGCCACUCGCUGUGCGUGUGAUUUCCCUGGGGACUUUGUCAACUACAAUAAGAAGUUUCUUGCACGAGUUUACCCGAGCCCAAUGCGGAUCGACUCUAGCAACAUGAAUCCACAAGAUUUCUGGAAGUGCGGCUGCCAGAUUGUAGCCAUGAACUACCAGACUCCUGGGCUAAUGAUGGAUUUGAACAUCGGUUGGUUCCGUCAGAAUGGUAACAGUGGCUAUGUUCUCCGACCGGCCAUCAUGAGGGAGCAGGUCUCAUAUUUCAGUGCCAACACAAAAGAUUCAGUGCCUGGGGUUUCUCCACAGCUCUUGCACAUCAAGAUAAUCAGUGGACAAAAUUUCCCCAAACCCAAAGGCUCCGGUGCUAAAGGAGACGUGGUGGACCCAUACGUGUACGUGGAAAUACACGGCAUUCCUGCAGACUGUGCUGAACAGAGGACUAAAACAGUCCACCAAAAUGGGGACAACCCGCUGUUUGAUGAGAGCUUUGAGUUUCAGAUAAACCUUCCUGAGCUCGCAAUGGUGCGCUUUGUGGUUCUAGACGAUGACUAUAUUGGAGAUGAGUUUAUUGGCCAGUAUACAAUCCCCUUCGAGUGUCUCCAGCCUGGUUUCCGCCAUGUACCGCUACAGUCUCUGACUGGAGAGUUGCUGCCUCAUACUUUGGUUUUUGUCCAUGUUGCUAUAACCAAUCGGAGAGGUGGAGGAAAGCCACACAAAAGGGGAUUGUCAGUAAGGAAAGGCAAGAAAAGCAGAGAGUACGCUAGUAUGAGAGUGCUGCAGAUCAAGGCUGUCGAUGAGGUCUUUAAAACAGCCCUGCUGCCACUCAGAGAGGCCACCGACCUCCGAGAAAACAUGCAGAAUGCCAUAGUGUCCUUUAAGGAGCUCUGCGGCCUUUCAGCCGUGGCCAACCUGAAGCAGUGCAUCUUGGCCCUUUCCCCUCGGCUGACAGGACCAGACAACAGCCCGCUCCUGGUGUUUAACCUCUCUGACCCGUACCCUAACCUGGAGCUCCAAGGCCUGCUCCCAGAGGUCCUGAAAAAGGUCGUCACCACCUACGAUAUGAUGAUCCAGACCAGCAAGACCUUGCUGGAGAGCUCCGACAGCGUAUAUGAGAGGAUUUUGCAAACUCAGAAAGCAGCGAUGGAAUUUCAUGAAAACCUGCAGGAUCUGGCUGUGAAGGAAGGGCUGAAGGGCAGGAAGCUGCACAAGGCGGUGGAAAGCUUCACAUGGAACAUCACCAUACUGAAGGGUCAAGCCGACUUACUAAAACAUGCCAGAAGUGAAGUCCAGGAAAACCUCAAGCAGAUCCACUACUCAGCGCUCACCUGCAACCUGAGCAAAGGAGGAACAGCGGGCGGCUCCUCCGGCUCCACGGACUCCAAGAGCCGACGCAGCUUGGAGGCCAUUCCUGAAAAAGCCACUGGGGAGGAGGAGCUGACGGAUGAGGAAAACUGA